AUGAGUGAUCUCUUAUCAGCUGAUUGGUUCUUGAAUGGUGCAACAGUAGCUACAGACAACCACGUUAUUCUCACUCCAAGCAUCGCCCAACGAUAUGGUGUCUUCAUGCAUACUAUGCCGAUCGAUACCUCUGACUUCGAAAUCCUAUUCGAUGUCUCAGUAUCUGAAGGCCCUUCUGGUAGUCGUGACUCUGGCUUUGCCCUAUGGUAA
This is a messenger RNA of Perkinsus marinus ATCC 50983, 210 nucleotides long. RefSeq lists its product as hypothetical. Lineage: Eukaryota; Perkinsozoa; Perkinsida; Perkinsidae. The record is from RefSeq and is a predicted model, not a curated record. Gene Ontology annotation, cellular component: membrane. Bases 1 to 210 code for a protein of 69 amino acids. The transcript has 2 exons.